This is a messenger RNA of Lolium perenne, 616 nucleotides long. RefSeq names its product RING-H2 finger protein ATL16-like. Gene Ontology annotation, molecular function: transferase activity. The record is from RefSeq and is a predicted model, not a curated record. Gene Ontology annotation, biological process: protein ubiquitination. Lineage: Eukaryota; Viridiplantae; Streptophyta; Magnoliopsida; Poales; Poaceae.
UACACAUGAAGUGGUUCAGCAUGAGCUCGUCGACGUUCAAGUCGCCGGUGUUCAUCGGCCUCCUGGCGGUGAUGUGCGUCGCCGUGGUGCUGUUGAUGCACCACUGCAUCCUAGUCACCUGCUGCAACGGCGGCGAGAGGAGGGGCAGGCGCGGCCGCCGUCUCGGUCCCAGCACGGAUCAGGACGCGGCGAGUGUCAGCGUGGACGAGCUAAGCUCGUCGUCGCGGGCGCAGCUGGUGACGAAGGCGGUGGUGUGCCGAUACAAGAAGGAUGAGGAGUGGGGUGAGCCGACUUGUCCGGUGUGCCUGGCGGACUUCGCCGACGGCGAGGCGGUGCGGGUGCUGCCGGAGUGCCUGCACUACUUCCACGCCGAAUGCAUCGACACCUGGCUCGGCGCCGGCAAAACCAGCUGCCCGAUGUGCCGCUCCGAGACCACGCCCACGCCGUCGCCAAGCCCCGCCGGGUCGCUCCACCACCAGCUCUCCCUCGACAUCUCCCUCGAAGACAUCCUUGUGCGCACGUAGCACCUUCUUUUUAAUUUGGAAGGAAAGCUAUAUGCAUGGUGGUAAAUUCUUAUUGGCAGAACUCAGCGAGGAAAAAAAGAUGAUGUUGUAUG